This is a messenger RNA of Bicyclus anynana (squinting bush brown), 3735 nucleotides long. Its product is annotated as alpha-tocopherol transfer protein-like. Gene Ontology annotation, cellular component: membrane. NCBI's taxonomy places the organism in Eukaryota, Metazoa, Arthropoda, Insecta, Lepidoptera, Nymphalidae. The transcript is spliced from 6 exons. The coding region runs from base 128 to 1054 and encodes 308 amino acids. The record is from RefSeq and is a predicted model, not a curated record. Gene Ontology annotation, molecular function: phosphatidylinositol bisphosphate binding.
AAAUCAAUUUAGUUGUCAAAAAUAUUGCGCAGAGGUAGGGUGUAUUUCAUUAAAAAAUUCGUCGCGCAUUUAGCGAAAUAUUUUUAUAAUAAAUAAUAAUUAAAAUUGAUUUAAUAAAUUUACUACAAUGGUUGUAGACUUAGAGUACGAUUACAAUGCAGCUGUCGCGUCUAUGGACAUAUUUUCCCAGCAAGAUUUCGAUAGUAUAAAAGAGUGGACUCAAAAGUUAGAUAAAUCAAAAUAUGUGCCAAAAGAUCUUACGGAUAAGCAGUUGUUAGUUUUCUAUAAUGCUUGUUACGGGGAUUUGGAUAGGACGAAGGGGUGUAUUGAGAGGUAUUACCAGAUACGGAAGAACGCGCCGGAGAUGUUUGACAACAGAGUCUUGAGUUCGGACGAAGUGCAACCAACGGUGGAGGCUCUCGAGUACGCAGUUCUGCCGGAGAAGUCGUGCGCGGGCUACGACCUCAUCUACCACCGCCUGCACAGCACCGAGCCCUCCAAGUACCACCUGGAGCCAGGCUGCAAGCUGCUCUUCAUGACUGUUGAUGCGUGCCUCAACAAGAGAGGUCCUCAGCCAGGGUACAUCUUCCUGUUCGACAUGCAGGGAGUCAAGUUGGGCCACCUCACCAGAGUCAGUCUGUCCUUCCAGAAGGACAGACAAAGGUCCCUGCGCAAGUUCUUCCAGUACGUGCAGGAGGCGAUGCCGGUGCGCAUGCGCGAGAUCCACGUAUUCAACACCGAGCCCAUCCUCGACAAGCUGCUGCUGCUCAUCCGCCCCUUCAUGGACAAGAAGUUCUUUGACAUGAUAAAGUUCCACCACAAAAACGAGGACUUGGAGAAGUUCUACGAGACAGUCGUCCCCCGGUGCGCCUUACCGCCCGACCACGGCGGCACCCUCCCAGACACCCAGACCCUGCACAAGAAGUGUAUGCAGACCCUCAAAUCCAUGGAACCGUACUUCCGAGCUGAAGAAGAACAGAGGAUCAACGCGCUGCCCGACAAGAAAAGAGAUAAAGCUAUGGAGAAGGCGUUUAAGAAUUUGGAAAUAGAUUAGUUUCCGUUUCAAAUUGCCACAUAGGCGAAAGCAAGAUAGACUAUUCAAAAAAAUUGCUGUCUUUUGCGCAAUUGCGCAUACAUUCGUUUAAAUUUUAAUUUAGAUUUGGUAAUAGGCAUGUUUCAAGACUAUAUUUUAAUUCUUCGUUUUCAUAUUGGUGGAUGCGAGAUGGACUGAACCAAAUUGAAUUGUCAUCUUAAGUGCAUAGCUUGAUUUGAUAUUCUAGCGAUGUUGAGUUUUAUCUAAUCUCUGGCGUCUUUGAAUGAAUAACACUGGUUAACAAAUAACGACGCGUAACUUGUACAAGGCAAAUAAUAUUUAAAUUAUUUAUGGUAUUUUCUAUUCCAUUUGAGUUUAUUUGUAAAUAGACAUUUUUAUUUUUGGUACUUUUAUUUUAUCAAUUUAAUAACACAAUUAUAAAGUAUACUAUACCGGUAUACUUUAUGGUUGUGUUAUUAUGUGUGUAUGUCAUAAUGAAAUUGUUACUAUCUAUAAUAAUUGUUAAAAUGUUUUUUUUAAACAAAAACAAAGGAUAAACAGUAAUUUUUAAAACAAAAAUGGAAAUUCACAAACCACAUAUAGAUAAUUCAAUUCAUAAUUUGCGAUACGAGGUUAGCCCAAAUAACUAACUUGGGAUACUUCAUACAGUUUGGUUUAGUGUAGUGAAGUGUCUCGGGAUGUCAAAAUCGGUAAUAAUUUAGUUUUUUACUUGCAAAAGUAUGCCAAUCAGUUGUCUAUUGACUUCUCUGUCUAUGCUAAUUGCGCUUGUAUUUCAGUUGACAUUCCGUAAUGGUGCCUUAAAGAUAUCAUUUAGUGAUGUCUGGAUUACUCCUUACCGAUACGAUUAAUGAGAUCAAGUGUAUAGUCGGUUGCAAUCUUUAUGACGUCUCCGAAAGAAGGUGCGGGUUUCCCUACGUGGAGCUCAUACUUAAGGUACACUAAAAUCAAGACGCGUGAGGUGACUUCGGGUGGGUGGGAGUUGCGCACGGCGAUGAUGCCCUGCCGCCGCGCCUCUGUGUAACCGGUGGUACUUAAAAUAUUGGGCAACUUCACGCACGAUUUUCAGAAACGUCAUAAAGAUUGCAUCGGACUAUACGUACGUUAUAAAUAUUUUUUAUUUAAAUAUAUUAUAGGUACUCGUUAUUAAUAUGUAUUAGUCUGAUGUGAUAGUGUUAAAUCAAAGAUGUUAAUAUAAGUAAUUCAAUAUUGUUUUCCCGUGAUAACUAAUUAAGUACAUAAUGAUUGACGGUUUUAGAAAUUUAGAGUACUUAUUAGAAGCCAAAGCACGCUGUGCAUUAGAAAUUCACUGCCUUAAAUAUAACCAAGUCAAUGAUUGCAGUAGUGAUUUUAAAAUAUUUUCAUAAAUAAAUAGGCGAUAUGUAGGAGACAUCAAUUGAUUUAAAAUUGACUGAAAUAACAUAACGGGAAUACUUAAAAGCAAUUUAUUGUUUAAAUAAAGAAAUUAAUUUUAGGUUUUUGUUACUAUUUAAUUGUAUUAUUUAUGUAAAAAAAAUUGACAAUUAGAAUUUUAAGUUUUGGAAAUAAUAAGUACAAAUAUUAUGAUUAUUUAAAUGUUAUAAAAUAUAUAUCAAACAUGAUAUUUUUGGAAAAGACAAAACAAAAGUCUGUCUUUUAAAUAUUCUUAUUAAAUCUCUUUAGAUAGUAAUGUAGUCAACUAUAGUGCAAAUAAAAUAAUCGCGCUUAGUUAUUAGACCAAAACAAAAUUUUGAAAUAAAACAUUGCACAAUUAUAUUUAUGCACUUGUGAUAACUCUCCUUAAAUGUAAAUAUAACAUUAUGGUAUUUUAUUUUUUCAACUAACUGAACUGUAUUUCGAGAAAUUGUAAUUAGUGGUUAUAAAGCUGUAACCGAACGGACGAAUAAAGUGAAGAGGACGUAUUAUUGACAGCAGAAUAAUGGUAUCUUGAACGACUACUUCAGUAAAAUAAAAGUAUUGAUAGACUUUAUGUUUUUGUAGGACUGGGAAAAUUUAACUAUCUGUAAGAUUUGUGCUGUUAUAAACCUUAAAAUAUUUUAGAGAAAACUAUGGUUUUCUUUAGUGAGCUCUGAGCAUUUUUAUGACUUAAAUGUUGUGACAAAUUUCACCAUGAAACUUACGUACUUAUUGUUUUAUAUAAUAUUUUAAUGUGUCGUGUAUAAUUUGAAUUUUAUCAACCUAUUUAGUACAUAUAAAUAUAUUAUUAAGCGAAUAUGUUAUAAUUAUCGAUACUAUCAAUCAUUAAUCCUUUAAUUCCAGGUACUAGAAAAGCUUAAAUGUUAGUUUAAAUAUUGUUUUUAGUUUGAAUUUCGGACAAUUUCGUUCAAUCGAAAGGUGAUUUAAAUUUCAAUAAAAUGAAAUAAAUUAAAAGCUAAAUAAUGUUGUAUAAUAUUAUUUCAAGUACUUAAAUAUUGUUAAUAUUUAUCUAUUUACCUAGGUACCAGUUUUGUGUAGAUAAAUGGUGGUGGAAUAUCACAAAAUUUUGAAUCCAAUUCAACAUUAAUAAUUAUAAAGAAUAUUUUAAGCUGUACUACAAUAAGUAUUUAAGAUAUUGUUUCUUAGGGCUAUAAUAGCUAGUUAGUGUGUUUAAUGUGAUACAUGUUUUUUUAUUCUUUUUUAUUUGGUUCUGAGAACCAACUUGGCAUUUGGGGUUACCUAGCGGAAAUAAAGAUUUAUUUGCUGUU